AUUCCAUUUUAGUUUGCACAGUACCUAUUUAACUGGCUGUAGAUUUUUUUGGUUUUAAAUUACUACGUGGUAAUAAGGUACCAAUUUUGUUUCAGAAUGAAAGUUGCACUGAGUAUUGUCGUAAUCGCGUUGAUUGAUAACGUUUUUGGCUGCACCCAGUUCGAUAAAUUUAGUGCAGUAUGCAAUGAGGCAAUACAGGCCUACGCUAUAAAACACCCAGAGAUGAAAUAUCUACGUCCAGCUAUUGACAACUUCAUCAAAGCGCUAAAAGUGCUUUCAUCAACUGAUAAUCCGUCCAGACCGCAGGCAGCCUCGAGGGACGUGACUUACAGCCAAUUGAUCACUCAGUUCAACAUCUAUAUAUCAGAAGGUAAUAUAGCUGCUGCAGCACAAGAAAUGGUUGAUUUGCAAAACGGAUUGAAAGAAUGUGAUCCGAUAGCAAUAAGUGAUAUCAAGUGUUGAAUCACGACUUGAUUUGUAAAUUGACAACAAAAUAAAUAAAUAAAUAAUA
Molecule: messenger RNA, 511 nt
Organism: Adelges cooleyi (spruce gall adelgid)
Lineage: Eukaryota; Metazoa; Arthropoda; Insecta; Hemiptera; Adelgidae
Exons: 2
Coding region: 97-462 (121 amino acids)
Source: RefSeq, a predicted model, not a curated record